GUCGGCCAUAUGAUGAUGGUUUCGGUGCACACAUAUCAGCUCAUUUUUUCAGGUCCGACGCAACGAACUCAUCAGUCUGGCAAAAUGCAAAACUGCACAAUACACAAAUCAAGUCAGUUUAUGUGGUCGAUUAUUCCAGCAUUGGGCAUGUAUCGUUUCAAGAUUGCAUAUCGUGUCAUGAAGUGGUUCCAGACUUACAUCGCGUGCGAGAUGCUUCAGCUCAGGGAACAUACGCAAUCUUGAAAAAACAGGUGUUGUCAGUCGGCUGUCCUGUCUGGGCCAACCUGGAUGGCCACUCAAUGUCAUGGUGGGUGUACACGUCGGACGGGGGGCCCGAUCAGAGGGUUUUCAAACGGUUCAUGUGUGUAGAUGCUGCCCCGAAUCAAUUUAUCGUAGCUGUUGGCAUCCCUUGUCUAAUGCACAUUGGCCAGUUGACGACGCAAACUGGAUUGCAUCUCGUAGACGCGUGGAUGCGUAAGCUUGGUGUUCCUUGGAAGUAUUUCUCGUCGUGUGCCAAGAUCACCCAUUGUUGGCGCGACGCUGCCGCCAAAGUUCUGGGCACGUGGACGUCUCUGUUCGGGGCUGCCGACGCGUGCGAGCACGCUCUGAAGUUGCCGCCCAAGUGUGUUGCAGGGCGUUGGUUGUCAGUUUCUGCCACCGAGUCUCGUCUGAGGUCAGCAUCUGGCGGCGCCGGCUGCGACGGGCACCUGGUGACUGCUCUGAGAGCGGCGCUCGCCUUGACGGACGCCGACGUCAAGGCGAUCGCCGACGCCGAUCGCGACGGGCCUGGCGACGUCGCUCUCGGUGUCAUUGACGAGGCUCGUCUUGAGCAGCAGGUUGCAUAUCGCCAGAAGCUGGGUCGGUGGCGCCGUGAUGCAUUGUCCACAGUGAGUGAUCCAGUGUUCUGGUUUGUAGUCGACGUGAUGUGUAUUGUGCACGCGCCUGGCACGCAUUUUCAAUUGUUCUUACAACGCAAACCAGAUGAUGUGUUCGUUUCCGGCAACCACAUGGCACAACUCGUGGAGGGUGGACUCGUGGAUUUCAACGACGAGUACACAGAUGUGGUUUUGACGUACGAUUGGCCAGGCAGCUACAAGAAGGUGCAGGAUGACCCACGCAUCGAUAAUGGUAUGUGUUACAAUCUCAUGCUUUUUGCACUUGAGGAAUUCUUGCACCACGCGGCCUCAUUCCACCGCCGCGUCUUCCGCGAGUUCAACAGGUUCUCGGACUCGGAGGCGGUCACGCUGGCGGCGGGCUCGCACAUCAACCUGGCGUCGGCCGUGUGCGGCGACAAUUCUCAGCCACCCGAGGCGUGCGUGCUUGUGCUGCCCCAGAGUGCAUUCCCCACGUGUUACUGGAUGAAGAUGUUUCUCUUGUGGCUUGAGUGCGAGCUAUACAGGCUCACGUUCAACGAGGGUGCCAAUCAACAAUUGGAGUUCAUCGCCCACGACUGGACCCCCCCCGCUGCAGCCGCGCAUGCCGGCAAGUCCAGGGGUGCACACGAUGAUGCCAAAAGGGGUCGUGCUUGCUAGCUCGCUGGAUGCUGUGACCGAGCUUACGUUCAGUGGGACUGUGAGUCUGAAUCGGGGGCCCCGUUCGUUCCUGGUCUGCGCGCUGAAGGUCCCGGCACCAGAUGAGAGGGACUCCCUCGUCCUGGGCGUCUACGUGACGCCCGAGAAGGCAAGCUCGAUCACGUCUGCAUGCCCUGUGCCAGCUUGGAUGGUAUCUAUUGUGUCUGAUCAGAGUGCUGCCAACAUGAUCGUCAAUCAGAGACUCACCAAGCUCGAGUUGCCUUCUCACCUGUGUAUCCCGAGUGCUUCUACCAUCACGAUCCAGGUGCCGUGUCCUGCUCCAUCUCUCGCCAUCCCUGCCCUUCCUCCUCCGUCGCUCCCCCUUGUCCCCUCCCUCUCCCCUUCCCUCCUCAUAGGUUACCUACCUCUCGCCGUCGACGCCUGUCAGCGCCGAGGACAGCGGGCCCACGCAGCUCACUCGGGUUGAGCUUGGCGGCGAGGUCCAGGCGAAGAGGAGGCAGUCGAGAUGUGCCAACCAGCCACCGAGUGAGGUAUCGUCGGUUUUCGGUGCCAGUGCUGCGUCGGCCUCGAUGGCCAAGAGAGCUGCCGCCAGUGCUCAGUCUGGCGCGGCGCCGGGCAGCGGCGGGCCUUCGGCAGCUGUGCGCGGCGCGAAGAAGGAUAAGCUAUUCCAGCAUCUGUUGAAUUAAGCGCAGUCGUGUGGUUUGUUUGUUUUUCAGGUUGCUCCCCUCGCCCUCACCCCCGCUUC
Molecule: messenger RNA, 2277 nt
Organism: Prorocentrum cordatum
Lineage: Eukaryota; Dinophyceae; Prorocentrales; Prorocentraceae
Source: the annotation of a GenBank genome assembly